UUGAAAGUGACUCCCACGUAGCCUACUCUUCUAUAAUAUUAUAUAUUCUCUGCCUUCUCUCUCUUUUCUUUUCUCUAAAUAAAUCUAAUCAGAAUCUUCACCAGUUAAUCAGCUUUGAGUAGAUAAGACUGGUGGAUGUGUCAUCUCUUUUAUUCAACCUUCAAUUUUGUUAUUAUUCCUCUCCCGGCAUUGAGGAAAUACUUUGUUGUUGAAGCUUUGAAUAUUAACAGACCAUCAUCUGCAGAUGGGGUCUGAAGGUCCUUCAGCAGCAGUAACAACAGUUCAUGUAACAGGUUUCAAAAAAUUCCAUGGAGUUUCAGAGAAUCCUACAGAGACAAUUGCCAAUAAUUUGACGGAGUAUUUGAACAAGAAGGGUUUGCCAAAAGGCUUAGUUAUUGGAGGCUGCAACAUUCUUGAGACUGCUGGUCAAGGAGCACUUGUUCCUCUCUACCAGACAUUGCAGUCUGCCAUUACUUCCAAGGACACUGAAUCUUCAAGUUCCAACAAAGUUAUAUGGAUCAAGAUUCAUACCUCUCCAUGAACUUCCAGGUGAAUUACUUACAAAUUAAAAACAAAAUAAAAAAUGAGACAAGAUCAUUAGCAUGGUAAAUAGCUAUGAUCCUGUUUGGACAAUUUUUUCCAUACACACUUGUAGAAGUCUACUAAGCUAAAAUUAACUUAUGUACUUAACUUAUAUAGAUGUUGUCUCAUUUGACUUCUCCAAAAGUUCAAGUGUACAAGUUGAUAUUAGUUUAUAAGAGAAGCUCAAUUCAUUUUACUUACUUAUGUUCUUCUCUUAGAAGAGUUUAAGAAGAAAUUUAUCUGAAUAAAGCUUAAAUUCAAGACUAUUCAGUCUUAUUCCUUGUACUCCAACCUACACUAGUUCAAUUUGCAGUAACUACGGACAAAGCUAAUAUUUUCUAUUAACUUAGAACAAGCAAUGUUGCACGUAGACAGUGGCACAGAUAAUCUUCCUCUAUUACUCUCUCAAGGUCUUCUUGUUAAAAGCUAUUAUGCAAUCAUUGGUGUCUUAGUAUUCAAACCAACUGGAUCUAUAUUCAAAUAUGAUCAUAAAUUUAGGAUUUGACUAUUGGGAUUUGGCUCCAUUAAAGUGAGCGAAGAUAAAAUAAAUAAUCUUAGUCUAGGUAAUGAGAAAAUCAACAAUUGAUAUUUUAACACAUUUGUGAUUUGUUUUAUAUAUAAACAUAAUAACAGCAGUUGAUUUUUUUAUGAACUACUAACUUAUUUUAUCUUCUAAACUGAACAACGUACUUAAAAGAAUCUGAAUCGAUACAAUUAAGCGUUAACAGUGAUUAAAAAUCACUGGACUAUGAAGUAUGAACUGAAAUUUCUUGGAAAAGUUUAGUACAGAGCUAAAACGAAACUUUGAUUGGACUUCUUUCUUAGUACCUUAACACUAAUACUAAGCUGAACUAGAAAGGAUAAUAGUGAAAGGUGGAUGGUCUUUAGAUCAUCGCUGAGGCAUUUUUACCCUCAGAAAGAAUGGUGAGAGUACCCAAUAUGCAAAGACUUUUUCUUGGUUGGAUUCAGCUAUCUAUUUUUUCAUUUUACAUCCAUAAAUCUAACAUUUUGGAUGUUUCUAAUU
Cajanus cajan (pigeon pea) is the source of this 1606-nucleotide messenger RNA. RefSeq lists its product as uncharacterized. The record is from RefSeq and is a predicted model, not a curated record. Gene Ontology annotation, biological process: proteolysis. Lineage: Eukaryota; Viridiplantae; Streptophyta; Magnoliopsida; Fabales; Fabaceae. Gene Ontology annotation, cellular component: cytosol. Gene Ontology annotation, molecular function: pyroglutamyl-peptidase activity.